AUGGAUGCACGUGUGCCUCCCACACCAGUCAAUCCUCAGGAUGACACCAAAGAAGCAGGGGCGUCCUAUGCACAUGCUGUAUUAAAUUUUAAGCAGCCAACUAACAAUACAAACAAUAAUAAUAAGGAGAAUAUAGAAGAGCAGUUAAAUUCAAUACAAGUUAAAGAAGCAGAAAUAGCUGACAGUUCAAAACAACCUGAAGAGCCUAAACAAAACACAGAGGAGGAAGAAUCAUUCACACCUGUAGUAAGUCACAGUCGUAAAGAUAGAAAAGGUGAAAAACUUAAGAAAAAACUUGCUGUCGUUGUUGACAGAACAGAUAAGCAUGAACACUCAUCUAAGGAAAAAUCAAAAGAUUUGCGUUUAAAAGAAAAACGUGAUGACAAAGAAUCCACGGCUGUGAAAGAAGGUAAUGAAGAACAAAACGACGUAAAGAAAGUUUUUGUAGAAGCUCCUAUUCCGAAAGUAAACCCUUGGCAAGUUAAACCAACAACAGGAGAAGCCAGCCAACAUCAACCUCAUACAUCCCAGAAAAGAGUGUUACAACCAAAGAAACAAGAGAUUACUGUGAAUGGAACAGAGACUUCUGGAGUCAUCAAGGCGCCCAAAGAUAAACGAAGAUAUAACCAAAAGGCUAGUGAUUUUACUGAUAUUUGUGAUUGGCCCUCUUUAGGAACGAAUAGUCCAGAGUCUCGCAAAUCUUUGGGCCCAGUAAGUCAAAUAGCUCCCGAAACUACAACAGCAGCUAUAGUAGCAGGCACAUCAACUAACAAAGAUCGCCAAACUCAUCAGCAAAAUUUAGAAGAAGGUGACGACAAAAGAAAACCGAUGAAACACAAAUGGGUGCCACUAGAAAUAGAUUUGAGCAAACCAAAUAAAAACGAACGGAGACGAAACGAACGAGCUGGUGACGAGAGAUCGACGGUUAGCGAGGGCGAUAAAGAUUGGAGAGCUGAAAGGGAGCUCAACGGACACCCACAAAGUGGCCGACAUUCCAGAUCCAACCCUAGGAAUCGCAGCGACAGGCAGCGAGGGGGUAGGAGAGGAGCAAACAAUAGACAAAACAACAGAGGACAAAAUAACUUAGACUAUCUCGAUUACCAUUCUCACGAAUUUCCAGGAAAGAUUGGCGAUUUAGCUGAUGGGCAAGCCUUCAUGCCAUAUAUGGGAACCUAUUAUUUCAAUAGUAAUAGCUAUCUAAGUCUAGAUGGCCCUACUGUCAAGGAAUAUGUUCGAAAUCAAAUCGAAUAUUAUUUCAGCGAGGAUAAUUUAAAUAGAGAUUUCUUUUUGAGAAGAAAAAUGGAUUCUGAAGGGUACCUUCCUGUCACUCUGAUUGCUUCUUUCCAUCGAGUUCAAGCUUUAACAAACAAUGUAACUCUGAUUGUUGACGCUAUUAGUUCAUCCGACAAACUUGAGUUGACUGCAGGUUUUAAGGUGAGACCGAAGAAAGAUCCAUUGAGAUGGCCUAUCUUGGAUGAAAAUAACGAGCAAACGGAGGAAAUCCUUGCCAAAGUAGUUCCACCCCCUCCAUUGCCUAAAACUCUUAGAGAAAGACAGCUUGAUAACUUAAAUCCUGAUGUAGCUGAAUUUAUUCCUUCUGAUCUAGAACAAAAGAAACAAAAAUUCAACACUCUAGUUAACGGAAACCAGGAUUCCUUAAAAGAAAAACCGAAAGAAAAGAAUGAAGAUGAAGAAAACUGGAGGGAAGUCAAGAGAAAAAAUAAAGAAAAUAAGGUCAAAAAAGAGUCGAAGGUCAAGUCUUUUGAGAGAGAAGAGCUCGAUUUUCAUUUUGAUGAAGAGUUAGAUCAAGAAGUGCCAACUGGACGACAAAAUACAUUUAAUGAAUGGCCGCCAGAAGAUGACUCAGAUGAAUUGAGUGACAGAGACGUAAAUAAAUUGUUAAUAGUAACACAAAACACAACUUCCUCAAGGGCACCUAAACAUGAAGGAUAUGAUCGGACCGGUGAUUGGACUACUCGAGUUAAAAUGAGUCAAGAUCUCAUUCAGGCUAUAAACGAUGGACUUUUUUAUUACGAAGAGGACUUAUGGACUGAUCAAGAUUAUGAAAGAAGCUCACUUGAGAGUUACAAGACUGUCACCGUUAUUAGCCAAGAAGAUUUUAGGAAAAUGGCUCCACCCGCUCCAAAGAAACAAAAUCCACAAUUACCACCUCCACCACCUCCACUGGUUGAUAGUCCUUCAAAACAACAGCAAUCGGUUACCUCUAUAAACAACAAUCGGAAACCAAAUACUACACCAAGUAGAAACGUUCCAAGGUUCUACGCCGUCGUUAAAGAUGACCGACCUGAUCCUAGUACUCCAAGGAAACGGAAAACUAGGCAUUCAAGCAAUCCUCCAGUCGAGCAGCAUGUUGGAUGGAUCAUGGAUGUCAGAGAACAUCGACUUCGUACUACAUCAACUGGAAGCAGCUACGGUACAAGCCCUAAUGAUGCUCAUUUGGGUACAAGUUGUGGAAGCUAUGGUAGCGUACCCCAGGCUCUUCCAUCUUUCCAACAUCCAUCACAUGCUCUGUUAAAGGACAACAACUUCACACAACAAGCUUAUCACAAAUUCAGACAGAAGUGCUUGAAAGAACGCAAACGAUUUGGUAUUGGACAAUCUAAUGAAAUGAAUACACUCUUCCGUUUCUGGUCAUUCUUUCUAAGAGAGAACUUCAAUCGCACAAUGUACAAUGAAUUUAAGAGUCUUGCUCUUGAAGACGCAGAACAAGGCUAUCGCUAUGGCCUGGAGUGUUUAUUCCGCUUUUUCUCUUAUGGAUUAGAAGUUAAAUUCAGACCACAUUUGUACGAAGACUUCCAACAAGAAACAGUCAGGGAUUACGAGAAUGGUCAACUGUAUGGAUUGGAAAAAUUCUGGGCUUUCUUGAAAUACUACAAACACGGCAGCCAUCUCACCGUUACUCCUACUUUGAAAAAACACCUCUCCAAGUUCAAAACUAUCGAAGAUUUUAGAGUUGUAGAGCCAAGGAUUGAUGAGAUUUUGAAAUCCCACCACGGCAAAGGAAACCAAUACAAACAAAAUAAAAGGAAUAGAAGUGUUUCCGAAAGUCAGUCAGCGAUGUCCAACAGCGCCCGUGACCGACGUCCAUCUCAGAGCUACCAGAGGAAUGAAAAUAUGCAACAUCAAACUGGAACAAGCGCUCCCGCCGAUUCAGGAUUUAAAUAUGCCAGAUCUCGUACUCAUUCAUUUGGUUCCGGACGUAUUCGUAAUAAUAGUACUCGCCAACGUACUGAGUCAUGGAGGCAGAAAGAUGUUAGAGAAUGAGUCUGCGGUCUCUUCAUUAUUUCUUAUGAAUAUAAGGCUAUUUUAAAUAAAUCUGGAAAUCAACGCCUAAAGAUUAACCAGAUGUGAUCCACCACCAUUUAGAUUAUCUUUAUCAUAAUUGAAGGUUUGAUUUCCAAAAAUAUAAAAAUUAAUUUGGGUACUUUAAGAACACUAUUGUAAAAAGCGUUAGCUUUUAAACGUGUGUUAUUGGUGCCAUUACCGAAAAUAUUUUACAAUUUUAUAAUUUUUCGUACUUUUCUAGUAACACCAUUAUGAGUAGAGUGAAAUCAAACAGAAAAACUGAACUUCAGUGGCUCUAGAAUCGUAUCGGUUUGUGAAACUCAUUAGUACCUAUAUUUGAUUGUAGCUAAAAUGACUAAAAAUGAUCUUUGAAAAAAACUCGUUUGUGUAAAUAAUUUUUACUUUUCGAAAAUGUUCAUUUGUGCUUUUAUUCAUUUGAUUUCACUUAUAAUUUGUAAUUUUAAUAACAUCUAAUUUGUACAUACAUUGUCUACGUGAACGGAAAGCGAUUUUAUUACAGUGUAAUUGUGCUGCAAUUGUACCGAUGUUUUUGAAAAUACCCAAAUUCUAUUCACACACAAAAUGUUCAUACAAUGUGUUCAUAUAAUUACAACUACAACAGCUUGUUUUUAUUGAGGGAACUUCUACAUGUGACUCACAUUUCGACUUAUUCUGACUUAGUGAAUCGCUCACCUUAUACAAAAACAUUAACAAUGAUUCAUAAUCGUUUAUUCUUAGUCUUAAAGGUUUGUGAUUUACAAGAGAAAUUAAUUAGUCGUUGAAAUUUUAAUGUAAUGGUUAUGUCAAAAUUUUUGCGAUCUUUACUUAGAUAGGUUAUAAAAUAGAUACUUGGUUAAAAUAUUAGUUGCUCAAAAUAUCUGGCCAAUACUUAUUAACCCUUUCCAGACGCCACGCUGGUUUUGAAACAUUUGCUGCACUGAUAUUUUGUGUUAGAUUAGGGAAGAAUGUUAGAUAUUUCUGUGAGUGAAAAUGAGGUUUUGACAAAUACAUGCUGUCUUUUUCGUACUCGGAUUAAUCGAAAUGCUUUUGCUAUUCGAAUGCAAUUAUUUCUACACUUUGACGCAAUUAAUUAUUAAUUUAAACAAUAAACUGUGUAGCAGUUAAACAAUAAUCGAAAAUGCUCUAAAACUGCUAUUUGUUACAGUGACAUUUUGUCAUUGAUAAAAAAAAUGAUAGCUAGGUUUUGUAAACCGUACCGUCAAAAAAUGAAACGAAAAUACAAUGCGAUAGUAUUCACACCAAGGAGAAGGAAUAAUCUGGGUUAUAGGUGGACGGAUCGAUCAACACUCGAUUCGGCAAGGAGCAGGAAGUGAUUAAUCAACACUUAGUCACGGAAGCGGUUGGCCUUCUUUUCCUAUGACCAGUGGAAUGGUUCACAGAUCAAAACUCUGAUAGAACUCACAGGUCGAUUGGCCUUUGAUCAAUACCCAAAGGCCCGGUGGAGUUCUCACCAGAUCAUUACUUUGGCGAAAGUCGAUUCUCCUUUGUGGCGGCGGUUGUUUUAUACCAUUACUGCUAUUCCAUCUUCUGCGCCCAUCGAUGGAAAGUAGCGGUGGAAGUGCUUGUGUACGGAGUGGUGGCAAGCUGGCGGUUCUAGGAGUUGCAGUUAAUCACAAUAUCCUAAUUAACAUUCUUAGUACUGUAUCUAUCUAUCGCACCUUAUUGUGUGUAUAGUGUAUCCAUUAUUGCCUUUUUCCUCUUUUGCAUGCCCUUGGUCAGCAGAAAACUUCCAAAUGUGCAAGCAAUUUGUUAAUAUAUUAGUAACAAAAUCAGAGGGCCAAAAAGUCUAUAAGCGAAUAAAAAGAUAUACAGUAGAAUGUCACUAUUCCGGCACUAUAAAAAUCCAGAGGAUGUCGGACGGUUGGAAUUACUGGAUUGUAUAGAAAAAUUCAAAAGUAAUAAAAUAAACCAUUUGUGUUUAUGUUCUACAUAUUUUUUAUAACUCUAACAAAUAUCACAUUUAACUAGUUACAUAAAUACAUAGUUAUAAUAAUUUGAAAUAAUCCUUAAUUUAGGUUUGGUUUUGUGCAAUCUCUAGUCCUUGUUUAAAAACCGUUUUUGGUAUGUUUUUGAGAAUUAUAUAUCUACUAGCUUUCUUCUUCUUAGACUGCUUCACAUAUUUCUGCAUCUGUCAUAAUUUGUUAUGUUUCUUCGGUCUAUUCAAGAUUUUAAAUCUUCUCCACUUGUCUCGAAUUCUCUUUCUUCUAAAUUAUGAAACCAAUCGGCAAUAGGUAGAUUAUCUUUAGGAUCAUGUUUUUUUCUGUUUCUUGUAAUGCAGCAUUCAUUGUAAGCCAUAGUUUUAUCCAUGAUGAUUGUAUUAAGCCGCGUUGACAUGGGUAGUGAUCAGACGCGUGAGCCACGCUCAGCGUAAACACGUACGUUCUCCUUAUUCUCCUAAAAAUUUACUUAUGAUAUGGGGAGUCUAAAUAAAUAUUCCAAACUUUAGCUCCAGUAGCUAAUAUCAAAGUGUUAUUUACAAUUUGAGUUCUACUCUAAUAUUAGUAAAAAAUUUUUUUAUUUUUGGGGAUAACAAAUUCCAAUAAAUAUUGAAAAUUGUGUUCCCGACAUUCUAAAAAAACUUUUAAAAUGUUCAGGGUACUUGGAGAUGUCUUUAAUUAAAUUAGUAUGAUUUGUUGAAUCCACCCCCUUGUAACCAUCGGCCUUUUUACCUUUUCUUGCGAAAUUGGUGAAAUCCUGUCUCCUAUCACUCCAUACAUAACUUGGUAUGCUUCUGCCAACAAGGUCUGCAUAUUCGCCACCGAAGCAAAUAUGUGCCACGUAAACUCACUUCAUGAACGAGGCAUGCCACGGUCGUGAGAAGUUAUUAAGAUUCAUGUACCACGAGUGUAGCUCUUGCUCGUGAUUUACCACUCAUAUCAACGCUGCUUUAAGUUAAGUGAAAUAGAACGUGAGCGAGAGACAAUACAACAUCCUUCAAAUUAAACGUUUUGGAGGCUCUGCGUUAUGUCAUCAUCCUGAUAAGUAAUAUACAAUGACUUACUUUUAUAGAAAUGCUUUUAUAGACAAGUUGAAUCUUCUCAUAAACUUCUUCACUUCUAGAAUAAAGUCUUCAUUUAUGGAACCAGUCACUAAAUGGCCAACUCUUGUUACCCAACUUUUUCAUUGGUUCUUUUAGCAGUGUUUUUAAAAGUGUCACCAGUCUGACAACGGCCUUCCCACUUCCUGAGUACGUUACGUGCGACAGUCAACUGCGCGCAAGUAGGAGGGGGUGGUUUUAGUUGGUAGGCAGGAUAACAGGAAGGCAACCGUUUGCAGGACCUUCUUCUUUCCUGGAAAUGGGCUCGGAUGUACUCCUCUAUAUACAUCCGAUGAAAUAUGUGUGAUAAGAUGAUUCAUAUGAUGAAAUGUGUACGUUGUUCGGAAAUAUCUGACGAAAUUUUAUUUGAAGCGAUUAUAUUUGCCGUUUGUUGAAAAGGGUUAAAAUAACUGAUCUAUUUUGAAAAUGAUUCUUGUAGUCCAAAAUGCAAGUCCUAAAUGCAGUGAAAUCUAGUCAUUUUUUAUAUUUCUUUAUGGACGAAUAAUAAUUUUUGAAAUUUGAUAUUUUUUAGUGGAUUGAUAUUCAGUAACUUUGGCCACAGUUUCUGUUGAAAUAUUUUAUUUUGUAAUAAAUAAAAUAUAACAAAAAUGAUCAUUAAAUAUGUACUCUUCAAACUAGUUUCUUAGAAAUUUACGUACUAUUAUAUCAAUUUUUGCUAAUGAGUUAUGUAAUUUUUAUAUUUUGACAAAUUGUUUAAAAUUAUGUACAUUUUUUGAUUUUAAUUAGUUAUAUUACAAUGUCGCUCUAUAUACUUAAAUUUAGAUUUCUUUUUAUUAAAAUGUACAAUUUGAUUCCGGUAUACAGUGGGUGAUCAAAUUAUUAAAGCCACCCCAUAAAAUGUUAUUUGGUUUAAUAAUGGUAUUUAAUUGAUCUAUAAAACAUAUUUUUGUGCGUAAUGCUAUUCUACUGUGAUUUAGAACCUUAUAAAGUUUACAAAUGUUAAAGAACAAACGAGUAGUUACAUGAAAACACUUAAAAUUAUGCCUUAAGCCCAAUACUUGAUAGUGUCACUCUUUGCAGAACUGACUGUCUGGCACCUUCUUGGCAUAUUUUCUCUGCAUUUCUGUCAAUUUUGUUGAAUUAUUUCACUCUUGUGCCAUACUGCUAUUAAGCGCUCGAUCAAUUGACACUUUGUGGUUUAUUUUUUCAUGGGCAAAUCAAUGAUUUUUUUUAUCCAGAUCUGGCAGAUUCAACCCUUAUCUGGUUUUCAGCAAAGAAUUUUUUUGUUUUUGCCUUGUGACGGGGCGCUGAGUCAUGCAUAAACGUUAAACUCUUAUUUGGUAACCACUCCUGAACUUGGAGAAGCAUUUUUGUUAGCAGUACUGGUCUUGCCGCAUUAUUCCUUCGACAAUCUAUAGGCUACCAGUUCCUUGACUGCUUAUGGUAGACCACACCAUGAUAAUCAGGGGGUGCUUUACCGUCCUUACAGUACAAUCCGCGCUCUAUCCAUGAGGAUCUGCACAGUAAAUUUGUCCGAAAAACAAACAGAAUAGAAUAUUAUUAUUUUAGAAUCUUGGACAAAUUGAUCAACUGUAAACUACAUAAAAGAAAAACAAUGUUAAGUAAUAUUAUUUGCCUGAUUCCAAUCAUCAGUGGUCCGACCUUUAUGAUGUUUAUCUCAUCAAGCCUUUUUUCUUCAUGGCUGGUGUGAGUAGCGGCUUUUUUGCAGGGCGACAGGUUGAAGACCCCCAGAUCCUUUAUUCGCCAAUGGUGAUUGGUGAAAUAUUUAUACCAGACUUUUCAUCAUUUUCGUUAAAAUCCUUCUAAGUUGUUUUCUCUUUGCCAAGACAAUGUCUCAAAUUUUUCUUUCACCUCGUGUCAUUGUAAGUUUUUUUCACAUUUUUGUUUCAAAACUUCUUUUCAAAAGUUUUUCUUUAUACGGCCCACAGUUGCCUUGAAACUUUAGAAAUUGAAAGUUUUUGAUGAGAUGUCUUUGACCUUUUCCAUGAAGUUCUGGUACCAGUGGUGGUAACAUGGAAUGUAGUGCAAAAUUCACAAAAAAUAGUAAACACGAAGAUUACAAAAUAUUAUGCACACUAGUGUCAAGCUAGGCUAAAAAGCACUGACAAAUAAUGGCAUCUGAGUCACGUAUUGCCACACCCGCUGUGUUGCCACUAUUGCCAGACUAUUUAUUGUACUUUCAUAAAGUGUUACAAAGAUGAUCAAAUAAAAACAAACGCAUAAAUUAUACAGCUCAAUUAUAUACCCAUUUUCUAAAAAAAAUUGUAUUUUACUAGGUGGUUCUAAUAAUUUGUUCACUCCACUGUAUUUACUUCUACCACUUUAGGAUAUACCAUGACAUAUCAGGUGAAGCUUGUCUUUGCAAGCGAGCGAUCAAAUCUCGAGAUGUGAGACUUUUCUGCCGUUCCCUGUUAGUUAGAAUUUGUAUUUUUAGUUAGUAGUCAGCUGUUAUUUUUGUUUUUCGGUUCUUUUUUUGUGUACUCAGUGAAUCAAAAUCAUUAUUAUACCUUCUCACGUAUUUUGAAGAUUAUUUGAGUUGUUUUAAUGACGUUAUUUUUGUUUUUGAGUAAUUUAUGUUUAUGACUACAUUGUUAUUUUAUUGUAAUUGAUUUGUUAUUUAGCUCAUUAUUACAAAGGACGCUCCUAAACCAGGAGAGACCUUUUUAUCGUUUAGUUUGCUUAAUAAUUGAUUUCUUUGCCCUGAAUAGUAGCAAACUUUGAUGCACAAAGAAUGAAAAGUUUGCAAAAAGUUGGUUUUAAAAAAAUAAUUUAAAUGAUCUUCAAGGCCAUUUAAAAAUCUGAACGUGUGCAUAUAAAGUAUAGUAUAAUUGAAUGGGAAGAAAACUGUACAUUAUUAGACAAAUCAGGUAAUUUAUAAAAUCAAAUAUUGUAACUGCAUUAUGUAAAAUACCCACUCUGCCACCGCACGAGCAGUUUUAAAAUUAUUGUAACAUAUAGAUAUAUAAAAUAGCUAGUUGUAUUGGAAAAUGUGUACACUAAAAUGCUAGUUACCUUUUUUUUUUUUCGACAAAAUUAUGUACCAUCUCAAGAUUUUCCUUUAUACAGCCAGCAAUAAAUAUCUGAUUUCCUAACACAGAGUAUUGUGUAGCAGGAAAUUUUGUUUAAACAUCAGGUUGCCAGGUAUAAGGAUGUUUGUGAAUGUUAAAAAUUUUAGCUUUUUAUAUUAAUUGUACUGGGCUUUCCGAUAGAAAGUAUAUUGCUCAAUAAAUUUGUAAUUGGCGAUCAUAAAGACUAAACGGAAAUGAUAAAUUAUCAUCCACGUUUGGACAAUGUCAUUAGUGCCCUAUUUAUGAUUAUUACCUAAUAUUUGCUAUACUUCUUUAUGAUUGCAUCGCAGAUGAUAGUAAUCCAGAUACUCAACGUCUCCACGGACGAAAGUUCUCGUUAUCGUUAGUAGUUGUCACCUCUGGAUAUGUUGAGUACGUGAAUUAUUAUGCAUAACGCGCAUAAUGUGAAUAUAGCGAAAUGAUAAGCCAAACUUAUAAAAGCGUUCCAACCAUUUUCACAUGCGUCAAAUAAUAUUAAUUAGUCUGUGUCAUUAAAAAUUUAUUUUUACCUUAUAUUAAAAAUAUUGUAUAAGUACAUUCUAGUAUUGACUUCUACAUAUAAGAAUAAUAAUUACAAUGCUUCAUUUCAUUAGUAUUUCUCUACUUACCAAAAGUACUUUAAUUCUUAUAAAAAUAUUCCUAGUUGUUUCCAUUACCCACUGUUUUUACAAAAUUUUCAGCACUAAAGGAACGUAAAUAGCUUUUUCUUUGUUUUAAAUUUCAUGUUUCUUUUUUUGUUUUAAGAUACUCUAUUAUGUUUUAUUAUUAGUUUUAGUCCCCCUGGUCCAGUUGUAGACCAAAGGGGCUUUAUAGUUAUCUGUUAAAAAACUAUUUUUAAUUUUGUGUGUUAGCAUAAAAUUAUUUAUAUAAUGAUAAAAUAAUUUUUUGCCCGAUCAAUACAGAAAUGGCCGGUGGAUUCAAACUAAGACUCUAUAAUACAAAAGUGGCUGUUUACACAAAAAUUAUUAAAAGUUAUCUUUAUUUUCACUUUUUAUACUUCACUUUUUAUACUGUUAAAACUUUAAUUGUAGUUUUUUUAUUUUUAUCACCGAUAACCAUUCUGUUUUUUCCACAAAUCUUUAUAUUAACUAUAUUUUAGAUUGAUUGUUAUAUUAUGUUAAAUAAUUUUUUGUUACCAACACUUUGGACUAUUAAAGUCGAUAAGUAAUACAGGGGCAGGGAGCUGUCGAAACUUUCCAAAAAAGUCUAAAAUCAAGUAAAAUAAAUAUAUUUUGGUUCAACUUUAAAUUAGUAUUUUUUUACUGGCGGUAGUUGUUUAUAUAGUCAUAUUAGGCAUUCACCCAAAAUGCCAAUCAGACUACAUUUAAAAUAUCCACUGAAAUGUAUUACAUGUUUUUUGGAAGAUAUUUGUUACAAAAUGCUACCGCAAAAUUUAACAAACUUAAUAAAAAGAUAAUUGAAGGAUUUUUACAUGUAUUUAAGACGUUUAUUUGGAAAGGCUCGUAAUCUCCGCGUGAGACUUUAGUUGUCUAAUAGUAAGGUUAAGAUACUGAAUUAAUUGGUCUAGCGGUUUUUCGCUGGGAUAUUUUGAGUUUUAUGGGCAAGAAAUUAAAGAAAAAAAUGUGAUAAUGGGUGUAACUUUAGUGUUUUGCUUAUUCCUUUGCAUUUAAGUAUAUAUAAGUUAGUUUGUAAAGUUCGUUGUGGAAGAAUAGUACGCAAUUUGUCUUCCAGUAACACAAAAAAAUAAUAAAAUUCUAAAAAACCAAAAAAAGUUUCAUUAUUAAAUAUUUUUACAGAACAGUUCUACAGAACUCGAUCAGUUGUUGGACAACAAGUUACUUAUUAAGCAUUGGUUACUAAAUAAAAAUCAGUUCUGUUCCUAUGCCAAAUUAUAUUUUUUCUAGAAGGAUAGCGAAAAUGUGUUUCUUUAGAUUUCAUAUCUUUAUGUAAAUAAUAAGAUGUAAGAC
Molecule: messenger RNA, 11342 nt
Organism: Diabrotica balteata
Lineage: Eukaryota; Metazoa; Arthropoda; Insecta; Coleoptera; Chrysomelidae
Source: the annotation of a GenBank genome assembly